AUGGCUAAAGUAUCGUGUGACUACGGUUAUCAACCAAAUCUCCCUACUAUCAAUUGUAUAACCUCGGAUGAAUGGGAAAACGCAACGUGCGAUCCUAAAGACUGUGGUUCAUUGUCUAGUAUCGCGGAUGGAACAGUUUCAGUACCAGUGACAACGCACGGAGCUACGGCUACAUACACUUGUAAUUUUGACUAUGCCCUAACAGAAGGUGACUCUACACGGUCGUGUGACACGGGAACUUGGACUGGAAUAGAGCCUACUUGUACACCUAUACCAAACAGAGGAUGCUACGUUGUUGGUUAUGCAUACUUGUAUCAAGGAACCCGUCAAACUACCAGCGACGGCAUCAUUUGUCAAAGGUGGGAUUCACAAAGCCCACAUGGUCACAAUAGAAAUGACCCAGCUGCGUUUCCAGACAUCAGUGCCAGUGCGGCUGCAAACUACUGCCGGGAUCCAGAUGGGACAGGUGCUCCUUGGUGUUACACAGUGGAUUCAAAUAUUAGGUAG
Messenger RNA from Mercenaria mercenaria, 507 nucleotides. Its product is annotated as plasminogen-like. The record is from RefSeq and is a predicted model, not a curated record. The transcript is spliced from 3 exons. Bases 1 to 507 code for a protein of 168 amino acids. NCBI's taxonomy places the organism in Eukaryota, Metazoa, Mollusca, Bivalvia, Venerida, Veneridae. Gene Ontology annotation, molecular function: endopeptidase activity; signaling receptor binding.